UAGAGCCGGUCCUGCAGUGUAGCGCUGGUCCUGCAGUGUAACGCCGGUCCUGCAGUGUAGCGCCGGUCCUGCAGUGUAACGCCGGUCCUGCAGUGUAGCGACGGUCCUACAGUGUAGCGCCGGUCCUGCAGUGUAGCGCCGGUCCUGCAGUGUAGCGCUGGUCCUGCGGUGUAGCGCCGGUCCUGCAGUGUAGCGCUGGUCCUGCAGUGUAACGCCGGUCCUGCAGUGUAGCGCCGGUCCUGCAGUGUAGCGCCGGUCCUGCAGUGUAGCGCCGGUCCUGCAGUGUAGCGCCGGUCCUGCAGUGUAGCGCCGGUCCUGCAGUGUAGCACCGGUCCUGCAGUGUAGCGCCGGUCCUGCAGUGUAGCGCCGGUCCUGCAGUGUAGCGCCGGUCCUGCAGUGUAGCGCCGGUCCUGCAGUGUAGGGCCAUACCCAGGAAUUAGGCAGCAAUUGCAAGCUGCAUCAUCAGAGUGGUCAGUCACUGGCCUUUGGGGAUGUCGCAGUCUUCAAAAGGUGAAAUCAUGAACAAUGGGGUGGGUGCGGCGUGUGGUGGUGUGGUUGGCUUGGUGUGCUGCUGUUACUGCUACUAUCAACCUACUCCUAGUGGCAAGAGCUCCACCAGUAUCAUCCCCGCUCCAUCACCACCGCCGCAUCCAGGCUCCCUCUCUACCACCAAGCUAUGACCUGACAGGAAACAAGGUCUACCUCCAGGGAGAAGUUUAUGCCAUCAGGGACAGUGAAUACCACAGAAGGAACCAACGUAAUCGGUCAGGGCUACAGAUGCUUCACUCUCUCUACACACACCUUCCUGCUGUCAAAGCACGAUAUACAUCGGUGUCUCCAUAUCUGCGAGAUAUUGUUGAUAACUUGAUGAAAGACAUCAUAAAGAGAAGAGUUACAGAUGAUCCCUGGGAUUUAGCACAUAAGUGGGCGAGUCCAAGAUCCCUGGUUCCAAAUUCCGCUCGCGGCUUGGGAGACGUGCUGGCUGCCCUCUCUACUGCACCCAUCAUAGCUGCUGAUGUAGGCUACAAAGGCACACAACUUAAGGUUGCUGUCAUGCUUAAAGGUGGCCAGAGAGCUGUGUUUAAGCCAAAAUGGUAUCCUCGUGAGGAGGUCAUAGAAGGUGAAGUAUAUGCAGGUGCUGACCGCCACAAUGGAGAAAUUGCUGCUUUUCACUUAAGUCGUCUUCUAGAUUUGCCAAUGGUACCCAUGGCAGUUGGGAGAAAAGUCUCCUUGAAGCAGCAAAUUUUACCUGUGGCAACAAGAAAACUUUCUGCGACAUUCUUUUCAAGGAGAGGGGGACAACAUUGUUUUUAUGGAGUUUGCCACUACUGCCGUAAGGACUCCUCAGUGUGUGAUAAUGGUCGCACCCUAGAGGGCACCAUCAUCCUUUGGUUGCCUCCCAAGCGUCUUCCACUCAUGCACCAACCACACCCUUGGGCACGCACAUACAAGCGCACAAAGUUGGCUAAGUGGGAAGAAAAUGACAAUUUCUGCGAACUUGUGCUACAUCACCCUCACUUCAACAGUGAUAAAUCUCCAAGACUCUUGGACCUCAUGGAUACUGCUGUGUUUGACUUCCUCAUCCAGAAUGGGGACAGGCAUCACUACACUGUAGUGUCAGGAGAAUUUAGCUCUUCAAUUGUUCUUCUUGACAAUGGAAAAAGCUUUGGUGAUGCUUAUAUUGACCACAUGGACAUUUUGGCACCUUUACUACAAUGCUGCAGAUUACGACAGUCAACAUAUGAGCGACUGGUCCUCCUAAGUGGUGGUGGAUUGUCACAGGCAUUAAAAGAACUGUUGGCUCAAGAUCCCAUUUCGCCUAUUCUUACCAAGCCCCAUCUUUAUGCAUUGGAUCGUCGAGUUCUUCACAUCUUGGCAGCCCUGAGCAUGUGCAGGGAGCGGAAAGGUGGUUGGCAUAAUGUUUUGUUUUAGUUGUAUUUUACAUUCACAAGGUAGAAGUAAGAUGCAGUGACAUUCACAUCACUGCAGAUUGUUAAUGGUGCUUAUUUCUAAUAUAAAAAUUGCUAUGCUUUGAAGGUGCUCAUUAUGCAAUUUGUUAUGGUGCUUUUAUGUGAUAGAUAGCCAAUUCUUCAUUACAAAUUCAUUUACAUUACCUCAGUUACGCAUUUAACUUAUAAUUGUAACAUAUUUGACCCCUAUAUAUUAUGUGUGAUUGUAACUUGAUUAAGAAGUUGUGUGAACUCGUGAACUCUUUUGGCAUCUGCAUCUGAAGACAACGGCACAAAAUGGUGUCGGCAACAAUGUUCACUCAGGGUAAAGUUACUUAGGCUUCAUUAGUAAUAUAUGUAGCUGCAUUUUCAAUGGUGGUAGAGACAAGUAUUUUAAUAUAAGAUAACUUGUUUUAGAUUGUUCAGUUAUCAAACAUUUCAGCUAAUGGACUAAUGGUAAAAAACAGUUUGCUCAGAGGGGACGUAACUACUAAAAAUAUAGUACGUAUGUGAAUACUCUCAGGUAGUUUGUACUUGUCUGUGAGCUAAUAUGGUUUUGCUACCCUGCCCAAGGCCAGGUUUCCAGGGUGUUAUUUGAUGGCCAAUCCACACACUAGAAAAUGAAGGGACGACGACAUUUCGGUCCGUCCUGGACCUUUCUCAAGUGGAUUGCUUCCUGGGUGUUAACCUGUUUACUUAAAUGUUAGCAUCGCACAGGCUAACUUGGCCAUCACAACCCAGUCUAUAAUGCACUUCCUCCUGUAGAUGCUCAUCUGGUUCCUUUUCACGAAUUGUUGUACCUUUGUUCUGGCACUAAUUCUGAUACCUGUACUGUACUUGCUGGUUGGAGGCUGAAUAGUAAUGAGUACUGAUAAUACAAUGUUCACAAAGUCAUCUUCAUGCUCUUCUCAUUAUUUUAUUUUGCACCUUCUACCAGCAAGUUAUUGUUUUAGUGUCAUAGUUUAUAGAGAAGGUAAUGUGUUAAGGACUGGAAGGUUGUAAGCUUAUUAAAUGCAAGCAAAAUUUUAUGGUAAUAAUUGAGAGGUUGAAGGUUUUCAACCCUCUCCGACUCACCUGAAUAUACUCGCCUAGCUGUACUUACAGGAGAAUGAACAUCUCUAGGUUGUGCCUCUCAGCUAAGGUAAUAUACAGCAGAAAAAGAACUUACUGUGCUCUGAAUGCUGGUGAUUUGUGUUUUAGCUCAAUUUGUAUUAUGAGAUUUGAUCUUGUGUGUGGAUAUAUGAAAGUUUAUACAAGAAUAGGUCUUGUUCUGCAGUUUUAUAUAUUGCUACACUGACCACACACAAGUGACUCGGGCAAAGCCAACUGCUGUACAUAUAAUGUAGAUAUGUUGUUAUUAUUAUUAUUGUUAUUACAUUCGAGAGAAUAUUUUGCCAGAUACUAUAUAGUAAUUAAGGUGAAGUACAGUAAAAGGGAAAAAUAUAUGUAUACUGUAGAUAAAAAUAUUUGAAGAGUUCUAUACUAUCACUCCAGUUCACUGUGAAGAAAAUAACCAAAUAAUUUUCCAUUUAGACACCAGAGGUCAUGUUUUCUGGUCCAGGUACUAUUUUGUUAUAAUCAUGAUGUUUACAUUUAAGUCUGUUCUAUAAUUUGUUAUAAUUUUUGAACUUAUUACAAUCUUGAAAAACAAAUAAGCAGUCAACAAAGUUAUUUUAAUACACAGCAGUAUCUCUGACUUUAAUAAGGAUAUUUAAUUAUGCUCCAGGAUGUGAAGACCCCUAGUUGGUAGCACACUUACUUUGCAAGCAAGAGCACCUGGGGAUUAAAUCCUGAGCAGGGUGUAAAAAUUGGAUGUCGUUCCUGGGCUCCAUUGACAAUGCACCCAGCAGUAAAUGGGGAAUCUGUCUGUACAAUAAUGGAAUUUUCUUGUAUUGCCAAAAAACCUUUUGAUAAUUUAAAAAAAAAAAAGGCUGAUUAGCAGGUUGGAAAAGCAGGUUCUGGUAACUGAGAAGAUACUGGACUGGCUUAGAGAGCAUCUGAUAAACAGGAAAUGGAGAAUUGUAGUAAGAGAAGUGUCAGGGUAAAGAAAUAAGGGUAAACGGGGUCCUGUAGGGAUUAGAACUUGGAGGGCUAAUGUGCCUAAUUUAUGCAAAUGAUCUCUCAGAGGAGGUAAGGUCAUACAUGACAGUGUUUGUAAAGGAAGCAAAAGGGGCAGAAAGGAAUGGGUGGACCAUUUGCUACUAGUUUAGUUGGAAUAAAAAGGCUGGCUGGAAUCUACUCACCCUCCAUGAUACUCUUUCCAACCUAUCUGAUCUGCCUCUCCUUUGAGCCCCCCUUUUUCAUGAUGCCUUGUUUGGCACCAUCCUCUUUUUCCCCUUUCUGCCUUCCAAGCCUCACGGAAUUCCAUUUCCUAGUGGAAUUUGGACUGUGCUCGGCCUGUUCGCUGUAAGUGUGCAUGCUGGAAAAAGACUGGUGCUGACAAACACCCGAUUCUUCUAUUUUGUUUCAGGAGCAAGUGUGGUGGCCUGUAGGGGCAUCCAUACAGCUAAGCAUGAGAU
Procambarus clarkii (red swamp crayfish) is the source of this 4468-nucleotide messenger RNA. The record is from RefSeq and is a predicted model, not a curated record. NCBI's taxonomy places the organism in Eukaryota, Metazoa, Arthropoda, Malacostraca, Decapoda, Cambaridae.